This is a messenger RNA of Scheffersomyces stipitis CBS 6054, 972 nucleotides long. RefSeq lists its product as uncharacterized. Gene Ontology annotation, molecular function: diphthine synthase activity. The transcript has a single exon. Gene Ontology annotation, biological process: protein histidyl modification to diphthamide. The record is from RefSeq and is a predicted model, not a curated record. Bases 1 to 906 code for a protein of 301 amino acids. NCBI's taxonomy places the organism in Eukaryota, Fungi, Ascomycota, Pichiomycetes, Serinales, Debaryomycetaceae.
AUGUUGUAUUUAAUUGGAUUGGGUCUCUCAUACGAGUCGGACAUCACAGUUCGUGGUUUGGAGGUCGUAAAAAAAUGUAAACGUGUGUAUUUAGAAGCUUACACGUCCAUUCUCAUGGCAGCUGAUCAACUGUCUUUGGAGCAAUUCUAUGGCCGUGAGGUAAUUCUUGCUGACAGAGAGUUGGUGGAGACUGGUUCUGACCAGAUUUUGGCAGGAGCACAAGAAGACGACAUAGCAUUUUUGGUUGUUGGUGAUCCUUUUGGAGCUACAACUCAUACUGAUUUGAUCAUCAGAGCCCGUGAAUUGGGUAUCAAGGUGGAGGCCAUUCACAAUGCCUCAGUGAUGAAUGCUGUGGGAGCUUGUGGAUUGCAAUUGUAUCAAUUUGGACAGACGGUUUCGCUUGUGUUUUUCACAGACUCCUGGAGACCAGACUCGUUUUACAACAAGGUUAUGGAAAACAGAAAGAUUGGUUUACAUACUUUGUUGUUGCUUGAUAUCAAGGUUAAGGAACAAAGUAUAGAAAACAUGGCCCGUGGAAGACUUAUCUAUGAGCCACCCAGAUACAUGGACAUUGCUACUGCAGCAUCGCAAUUGCUUGAAAUUGAGGAACUCAGAGGUGAAAAGGCAUACACUCCAGACACUCCAUGUGUUGCCAUCUCUAGAUUGGGAUCUCCAUCGCAGACUUUUAAAGCUGCAUCGUUGAAAGAGUUGGCAGAGUUCGACUCAGGUGAACCAUUGCAUUCGUUGGUGAUGUUAGGUCGCCAAGUGCAUGAUUUGGAGUUGGAGUACUUGUACCAGUAUGUGGAUAACAAGGAUGAGUUCAAGAAGUUGGUAGAGGCUGAUCAGGAGUACUUCAAGCCUCCUCCAUAUGUUGCUCCGGUUGAGAAUGAUGAUGAAGACCUUUAAUUAAUUAGGCAAGUAUUACUUAGGUAUUUAUAUGAUUUAUUAAUGCAUAAGCAUAAGAUCCAUUAC